Molecule: messenger RNA, 984 nt
Organism: Trypanosoma theileri
Lineage: Eukaryota; Euglenozoa; Kinetoplastea; Trypanosomatida; Trypanosomatidae
Exons: 1
Coding region: 1-984 (327 amino acids)
Source: RefSeq, a predicted model, not a curated record
AUGUUGCGGCAGGUGACAAUACUGCUGCUACCUCGUAAAGUAUCUCUUUUGUAUACACGUAGACUAGUUCCACAACGACAAGUAAUACCCACUAGACACCCACUACGUAGAGGGGCACUCUUACUUGAGCUUGAUAAGCCAUCACAGGAUGAUGUAAAGGCAAUGAUGAAAAAAGAAGAUAAUGGUAACAUGACAAAUGGGGAAGAGGAAUAUGAUAAAAAAAAUAAGAAGAGAUUAAUUUCUACAUAUCAUGUAUCAUCAUCUGAUGUAGCAUUGCCUUCCAGCAGUAACAGUAGUACUAGUUCCCAUUCUGGUGUUAGUAACACCUACCUUGUUCCUUCUCAUUACGCAAAUAAAGUGGAGAAGGCUGCCCUACAUGUGGAUAAGUUAGCACAAGGUUCUUUUUCUCAUACAAAUACCGUAUCUUCAAACUCCAGAGUGCGUCAGCGUACAUCUAUGGAAACACUACAGACACAGGAUUCUAUCCUUCGCGAGAUGUUUAAUGACGCUAAUAAACGCUGUAUUCAACUUCGAAAAGACACUGUCUCCCUGCAGGAGGAACGUCGUGCUUUCCGUCUCUCGCACGGCCGCACACCAACAAAGACGGAAGUUUCUCCCACUGUUCACAUUCCGUUAGCGCCUGUUGCGGCACUGAAGCUCACGAAGUACUUCAGUCCGCAUGCAUCUGCCCGGGAGGCGGUACAACACGCCCUUCGCCUUCAGCAGCACGUAGCGACAAAUGCACUGCGGCGCAGCGGUGAGAAAACACUCUUUCGCUGUCUGCGCUGCUUUCACGUGUACACUGCGCGGCCAAGUACACUGUUGCGUGAUGGCACAGAACCGCCUUCGGUGCAACGUUGGCGAAAGUGUAGUGUGGGGAAGCGGCGAGAUGCACUUGUGCGAAAUCCGAAUUGCUGUCCAUCGUGUGGAAGCAAAAAGGCACAGUGGAUGAUGGAGUACGUGCAUUACCGAACCCACGGUUAA